ACACACACACACACACACACACACACACACACUUCUAUGAACUUCUUAGAGACAGCAGUUUUUCUCCACCCACCACAGCAGCUGGCCUCAGCUCAACCCCAUCUCACAAAACCAAGAAUAAGCCCCAGAAAAAGACGACAACUCAUACUUAAUGGGCAGAUAAGACUUUCGGACGAGCUCCUUGGGCACACAGAUCUGCCCAUUUCUCUGCAGACGUGAUCCGGCUUGAGAUUAAUUGACUGCAGACUAAGCAGAAAAGAAAAUACAGACAACAUCUGACUUUAGUAGAUAGCUGGAAAUGAGGGGAGGUAUCUUGUCUGUGUUUUUCUUGGUGAUUGGGGUGACCUUGCUCGGUGGCCUUUCCUGCCUGGGUGAACAUGAAUCUAUGGAUGACAGUUUUGGCACAGAGAAGGUGAAAAGGUUCAGGCCCACACACUUUAUCUUUAUCAUGGUGGAUGACCAGGGUUACGGAGACAUUGGCUACCAUGGCUCAGACAUCCACACUCCUGUGUUGGAUCAGCUGGCGGCAGAGGGGGUCAAACUCGAAAAUUAUUACGUCCAGCCUAUCUGCUCACCCUCUCGCAGUCAACUCAUGACAGGGCGCUACCAAAUUCACACUGGACUCCAGCAUUCGAUCAUCCGAUCACGUCAACCGCUCUGCCUGCCCCCGGGCAUCCCUACACUACCAGAGCGUCUGGUUGAAGCUGGUUACGCCACACACAUGGUGGGAAAAUGGCACCUGGGCUUCUGCAGGCCAAGCUGCCUACCCACAGGACGUGGCUUUCAGAGUUUCCUAGGCACACUGACUGGCAGUGGGGACCACUUCUCCUAUCGGAGCUGUGACGGGGCUGAAGCUUGUGGAUUUGACCUGCAUGAUGGAGACAGGCCUGCCUGGGAGAUGGCCGGCAACUACUCCACUCUGCUGUACAUAGAGAGAGUGAAGCAGAUCCUGAGGAGCCACGACCCCCAUAAACCACUCUUCCUCUAUCUGUCCCUUCAGGCUGCCCAUACACCCUUGCAGGUACCAGACCAUUUUUUGCACCGCUAUGAUUCCCAGGGGAAUCGUGUCAGGCGCCACUACGCAGCCAUGCUGAGCUGCCUGGAUGAUGGGGUUGGACAAGUUGUCCAGGAACUGAGGACUAGUGGGCUCUAUCAAAACACCGUACUGAUCUACUCAUCUGAUAACGGUGGGCAGCCGCUCUCUGGGGGAAGCAACUGGCCGCUGAGAGGUGGCAAAGGGACCUACUGGGAAGGGGGCAUCCGGGCUGUGGCCUUUGUCCAUAGUCCCCUCCUGAAGAAGAAGGGUGUAGUCAGCAGAGCACUGAUCCAUGUUUCUGACUGGUAUCCCACAUUAUUGGGGCUGGCCGGGGCCCCACAGUCCCACCGUGGCCUUGAUGGUCACGAUGUGUGGGGGACCAUCAGUGAGGGCCUACCCUGUCCUCGUACUGAAAUCCUUUUCAACAUUGACCCAGUCUCCAGGAAGCCUGGGGAGCCAUAUGACAAGGCGUUGGUACUCAACGGCUUUGGGAUCUGGGACACAGCCGUAAGGGCAGCAAUAAGGGCUGGGGACUGGAAGCUACUGACAGGAAAUGUGGGUGACGGGGACUGGAUACCCCCACAGGCUCUUCCCGGUGGUCCAGAACGGUGGCAGAAACUUGAGAAGCGGCGCAGUGAGCUGGGGAAGUCAGUGUGGCUGUUUAAUCUCACCUCUGACCCCUACGAGAGGUCAGACCUGGCAGAAGCUCGUCCAGAGGUAGUGAAGCAUCUGCUGACAAGGCUGGCAGAGUACAACCAGACAGCUGUGAUGACCAGGAAUCCACCAGAUGAUCCUAUGGCUGACCCUGAGCUCCAUGGAGGGGUGUGGAGUCCCUGGCUGGGCCUGGAGGGACAGGAGGGGGAUACUGGAGGGGAGGAUGGCAGGAAAGAAAGGAUGAAGAUUAAGCACUGCAAAGUAUGCAAAUUAAAAGCCCUGUUUAAGAAGGUGGGCUCACGUCUGCAGAGGAACACCCUGUUUUUCUAAAUGUCUCAUCUAGCAAAAUUGAUUACACUAAAGGGUUCAGUAUGCUUCAAAUGAAUUAGGUUGUACAUGUGUUGUCUAAGCACACCUGAAGGCAAAACUGUUAAUACCUGUUCCUAAUGGCUACGCUCAAAGUCGGGGCAAAAA
Sander lucioperca (pikeperch) is the source of this 2164-nucleotide messenger RNA. RefSeq names its product arylsulfatase I. The record is from RefSeq and is a predicted model, not a curated record. Bases 299 to 2020 code for a protein of 573 amino acids. NCBI's taxonomy places the organism in Eukaryota, Metazoa, Chordata, Actinopteri, Perciformes, Percidae. The transcript is spliced from 3 exons.